Messenger RNA from Xyrauchen texanus (razorback sucker), 2513 nucleotides. RefSeq names its product pleckstrin homology domain containing, family O member 1a (gene plekho1a). The record is from RefSeq and is a predicted model, not a curated record. Gene Ontology annotation, biological process: regulation of myoblast fusion. Bases 213 to 1844 code for a protein of 543 amino acids. NCBI's taxonomy places the organism in Eukaryota, Metazoa, Chordata, Actinopteri, Cypriniformes, Catostomidae. Gene Ontology annotation, cellular component: muscle cell projection membrane; ruffle membrane. The transcript is spliced from 6 exons.
AAUGGAGAGCCUGUGCCCGCGUUUUGCAAACCGUCAGUGUAGACACAGGCAGUCAAGCCCUGAGAACCAGCAGCUCAUCUCAUCCUUAAGAACACCUGCACAGGGCAGAGAGCAAUUUUCAGUAAAGGAGAGAAGAGCAAAGCAAAACAUAUUUUUUCCAUACAAAUAGGAACAGAUUGCGGAAUACACAUUGGAAAACCCACAUAAACAGCAUGAGGAAAAGCCAUUUGGUUAAACGGGGUCUUCAAGAUGCCAACCAGCCGUCAUCGCAACCGGACAAAGUAGGCUGGAUCCGCAGGUUCUGUGGCAAAGGGAUAUUCAGGGAAAUAUGGCAAAACCGCUUUGUGAUGCUUAAAGGAGAUCAUCUGUACAUAUUUGAAAAAGAGAUGAAGAAUGAUGGAAAGACUCAUGAAGUGUUUGACCUGGCACUUUAUGAGCGCUCAGAGGAACUGCGAAAGGCUAAGAGCCACAGCAAGAAGAACCACAGUAAAUUCACCCUGCUGCGCUGCCACCAACCUGGGAACAAGAGUCCCAAUCUCGUAUUUCUGGCUGUGAGUCCAGAAGAAAAGGAAUCUUGGAUCAAUGUUUUAAAUUCAGCUAUUACCAGAGCAAAGAACCGUGCCCUGGAUGAAGUCACUAUUGAGGAGGAGAGUCUUCUUGCACACCCUACACGCGAUCGAGCCAAGAUCCCACUCGGCCGUCGCUUGCCUACGCGAGGUCAUCUUCUGGCUGUGGCCUCUUCCUCCUCUGAUGGAAUGUUGACACUGGACUUGGUGAAUGAGUUGGAUGCUGCUAUGUUUGAUGAUGAUGAGUGGAUGAAGGACCAUCAGGUCAGCAUUGAUAAACUGGCUCCAAGCCGUCGACGAGCUGGCACUGAUGUGUCCAGGCCACCAGCCUCCAUUACAGAGAACAAGGUGAAAACCAGCAGCUUGCCCCGCUGUAAUGAGUUCUCUUGGAGCCAAGAAAACCAGUCUCACACCCCUCAAAGUGGGAAGAAGGUCUUCGCUCAAGGCCGCAACCGCUGUGCAUCCAUGGACGAUGCUCUGUCCCGAGGAGAGCGGAAACCUACCAAGAAGAAUGGGCUCCAGGCAACACUGGCCCAGAGUCCCACAGGUCAUCUGCAGGACCUGAUCACCCAGAAGCUGCAGAGGACACAAGAGCUACUGGCUGAGAUCCAGGAACAGGAGCCCCAUAGGGGUAGGAUGGGAUCUUACCCCUACCUGAGAGGCAUUGACUCCCCCCGACUUCGCCAUCUCAGGGGCUCUGACUCCCCUCACUCGAAGGGCUCAUGCUCACAAAGCUCUCCCCACAGCAAAGGCACUGACUCACCCUCAGUAAGGGUGAAAGAUUCACCUAGUUCCAAAGGGAAGGAAUCACCUCACGUAAAAUCAAAGGACUCUCCCCGCACUAAAGCUUCAAAAUCACCUCAUUCGAAGACUGCAUUUCGUUCGAAGAGCAUCGACUCACCUGAUUUUAAAGAAUCAAGUUCACCCCAUAUGAAAUGCAUUGAUUUGACCCACAUCAAAAGCUCACACUCACCUCUUUCCACUUGCUCAAACUCACCCCAUUUGAAGUCCACGGACCCUGCUUUUUUUCGGAUGUGCAACUCACCCCUUUUCAAAGGCAUGAAGGGCACUGACUCGCCCCUCAGUGAAGCUUUGGACUGGGAGAGCAGAAGGGUAGCCACUGAGCGGUUAUUACAGGAAGCCAUUUCAUUUUGGCGAGAAGCUCGAGAAAUACUGGCGGAGGUAAAGGAGCUACAAGCCAGGCAGCAGCGGGCAGAGCAAAGUAAAACUGAAAAGCCCACAACACCCUCACAGAACCGCAAGCAGAAUAUCCCCUGACCAAAUCUUUAGUCAUGUGAGCCUUUACAAUGAAUGCAAAGAGAAAAAUAGAUGAAAAUUGCUGUUUUGCCUGCAGUGCCAAACAGUGCCCUGUAUCAUUUUACAUUCAGUUUUUUUUACACUUCAACCCUUUGUCUUUUCACUUUGAAGUUUACUUGUAUAAUUACUUGUCUAAGAAUUGGAAUCUACUUUUAUAAGGAUAGUUUACCCAACAAUGAAAAUUCUGUCAUCAUUUACCCUAAUGUUGUUCCAAAAAAGAAAUAAUUAUUUUCUGUUAGGCAGAACGACAGCCUCAGUCACAAUUCACUUUCAUUGUAUGUAAAAAAGAUGCAAUGAAAAUCAGAAGACAAUCAAAGUCAUGCAUGUUGGAAAAACAUGAGGGUAAGUAAAUGAUGAUAAUUUACAUUUUUGGGUGAACUAUCACUUUAAGGCUUUAAAGGUGUACUCUUAUUGCCAUUGGUUAGAACUGGAGUGUGUUGUGUAGUUAGUCUUGAUUCACUUUUGCAGAAACACCUCAGGUGGAAAAGCUGUAUUGAGGAGAGCAUGAUGGGAAUGUUGAGUUCUUAAUGUUUCCUUUGAAGGCCAGCAGUGGUCCAGUCAUGAUAGAUAUUUAUAAUAUUUGUUUUCCCCAAAAUAACUAAAGACGCACAAAAUUUGAAAAUAAAAUGA